CGCCGAAAGUCGAAGCAAAAGAAACAUAUGACCUGUCAAUGCUAUGCCAGCGUUUCAUGGGUUAUGGUUACAUUUGUAAUUAUCAUUCCUUUUAUAAUUAUUCUCUUAUAAUUGAAAACAUUUAUUUUAAUUACAAAGAGAAAAUACAGAUAGACAGACACGGAGUGCAAAAAAAAAAAAAAAACAAACAGCUGCAGCAACAACAACAACAACAUUAGAGAAUCUUUCUUGGUAUUAUCGGGCUUUUUCUCUAAUGCAGUGUUCUCGUUUUUUUUUUUUUUAAUUUGUUUGGAGUAAAGGAGCUUCUUCUUUUUUGCUUUUGUUGAAUCAGAAAGCCUCUUGCUUAAUCUCUGUUUUUCACUUGUUUUUCUUGCGUAUAAUACACGCCAAUAUUUUCCUCUUGGAUUAUUUUUGGGUUUGUUAAGUUGUUAUUCUGUUGAUUGAAACAUUACUAAAUUCUUGAAAGUGAGAGAAGUGAAAGAGAUUAUGCAAAAGAAAUGAAUUCAAAUUUGGCUUCCUCUCAUUCACGAGGCAUGUCCUCUAAUGCUAAACCAAAGAGGCUGUAUCAAGUCUGGAAAGGAAGCAAUAGAUUCUUUUGUGGUGGGAGAUUGAUAUUUGGUCCUGAUGUGGCAUCAAUGUUUCUGUCUACACUUCUUAUUGCUGGACCUGCAAUUGCCUUUUGCAUUAAAACCUACUUGAAGAUUGUGGACAAAGAUACUAAAAAUCCUUUCCAUUGGUGUCCUGUGUUAAUUGUCGGAGUGCUUCUAACCAUCUUAGAUUUAUUGUUUCUUUUCAUGACCUCUAGUAGAGAUCCUGGAAUAGUCUCUAGAAAUUCACGGCCUCCUGAAUCAGAUGAAGCACUUGAAAUAGCUACCCCUUCUAUGGAGUGGGUCAAUGGUAGAACUCCACAUUUAAAAUUACCCCGGACAAAAGACGUAAUGGUAAAUGGCCAUACAGUAAAAGUUAAGUACUGUGAUACUUGUUUGCUUUAUCGUCCUCCCCGUGCUUCUCAUUGUUCAAUCUGCAACAACUGUGUUCAGAGAUUUGAUCAUCACUGUCCAUGGGUUGGUCAAUGCAUUGGAAUACGUAACUACCGGUUCUUCUUCAUGUUUAUAUCAACAGCAACUAUUUUGUGCAUAUAUGUGUUUGUCUUUUCCUGGAUUCACAUCCUCAGUAGAAAGGAGCAUACUUGGAAAGCCAUAACACACAAUAUCCUCUCCGAUUUUCUCAUAGUCUACUGCUUCAUAGCUGUCUGGUUUGUUGGUGGCCUUACAAUUUUCCAUUCCUAUCUGAUUUGCACAAACCAGACCACCUAUGAGAAUUUCCGUUACAGAUAUGAUAAGAAGGAGAAUCCAUACAAUAAGGGAAUGAUAAGAAAUGUGAUAGAAAUAUUUUUCACUAAGAUUCCACCUUCAAUGAAUAAAUUCCGUUCAUUCAUAGAGGAAGAUGAGAAUAUGGUGGCGACACCAGUCUUGCCAAGCCUUGGGGAUGGUUUUGUUCGCUCAAAGGAGAAAAUUGACAUUGAAAUGGGAGCUAAGCUCACAGAAGAAAGGAAUUAUUCCCUUCCGGAAAUUCUGCGAAAUUUGGAUUAUGAUGAUGAUGAUGAUUCAGAUGAUAAUUCCAAGACAAGGGAGCAAGAAGAAAUGCCUUCUUCUGACCCAUUCUUACGAGGCGAGCAAGUACCAAAACCACUGUUGCAAAUCUCUGUUGUGGGAGAUGAACUGAGAGAUUCUGUACAAGGUUUAGAUAUUCGGAAUGAAGUACAAGAAUCUUCCUUGAGCUCAAGAGAAUCUGUGGAAUGUUCUACUGCUGGAGAUGGAGUGAAAAAUUCUAGCACUGAAGAUGAAGUAAGAGAAAUUGCACAAAGAUAUAAUGCUGAAGCUGAAGUCAGAGAAUCUGCUGAAACCUCUUUUGUUGAAGAUGGGGCAAGAGGUUCUAUCAAGAGUUCUAUUACUGGAGAUGGGCUAACUCACAGGGAAUCAAAUGAUAAUUAAAAUUCACAUGAAAUAACAGAACCAUUCCUUCAAGCUAAGAGGUUUUGCAAGAAACAUCUCUUCAAUGCGGAGUUCAAUUCAAGUUUAUUGUAUUGACAGUGCGGGUUGGUUGGACCCUUCGGAGGGCUGGAAGUGGCUUCCUAAAGGUUAGGAGCUACCUUACCAAUGCUGCUUUUUGCUAGAGAAGAACUAGAGUUUGAUAAACAGUUCGAAAUCUUCAUCAUACAAUUUGGGUUGUGCUUGUUGCAAGUUGUAAAUGAAAUGUUUUGUAAUAAUGUAGAAAAACACAAGGAAGUUUACAGUGUCUGUAAGGGUAAAAUGUUUGAGAUUUGGUUGCCUAAAUAGGACUUUUUCUUGCUCCUUUCGUUUUUAUAAUUUUAAGACGGAUGGUGUGUUUUCUGUUGAUAAUAGUAAGAAUUGUAGGAUAUUUGAUUUCCUGUUGAUGAAGUUACCUCAAUUUGUCAAAUAUAUACUAAUAAAAAAUGUUGGAUCUUGAUUUUAUAUUA
Ricinus communis (castor bean) is the source of this 2500-nucleotide messenger RNA. RefSeq names its product probable protein S-acyltransferase 4. The transcript is spliced from 6 exons. The record is from RefSeq and is a predicted model, not a curated record. Gene Ontology annotation, biological process: peptidyl-L-cysteine S-palmitoylation; protein targeting to membrane. Gene Ontology annotation, cellular component: Golgi apparatus; endoplasmic reticulum. The coding region runs from base 498 to 1994 and encodes 498 amino acids. Lineage: Eukaryota; Viridiplantae; Streptophyta; Magnoliopsida; Malpighiales; Euphorbiaceae. Gene Ontology annotation, molecular function: protein-cysteine S-palmitoyltransferase activity.